GAGCCAUCCAUUCAUUUCCUCCUGAGAAACACACAGCGGCGGAGGAGGGAAGAGAGAGAGAGAGAGAGAGAGAGAGAGAGAAGGGGGUCACAUCAGAAAGUGCGACAGAGGAAAACAAGACAGAAAAGAGGGAGACAGAGGGACGCUGUAAGGAUAGUGCUUCUCGCUGUCAAUUACUGAGGUUAAUAAACAAGGAACAGUGCUAUCAGGAUGUUGAUGCUGGAUGGGAUGCCAGCCCUGCCAGUCAAAAUCGAUCCUGCAGAGUCACAGAGACGGUCUCCUGUGAUCCAUGACUACACAGAGAUGGGUGUGCUGGUGUUGAACCGUAGACUUCGGACACCAUCGGAUGAUAGACGAUUCCUGUCCGACCCCUUCCAGACACAAACAGAGCCAGUGGACCUGUCCACCAACAGAGCCAGAACCUCCCCGUCACUUUCAGCAUCAUCAUCUUUAUCUUCGUCUCCCUCGUCGUCCUCAUCGUCAAUACGAUUUUGUCCACAGUCCCCCCCUUCCAGCAAGUCUGUGUCAUCUUCAUCACCGUCAUCAUUAUCUAUGCCUUCAUCCUCCUCCACUUCAGUCAUAACCCCUGUUCCGCGUUUGAAGAUGUCUCCAGUGGUGGCCUCUCCUCCAUCCAGGAGUCUCAGGGGGCAGUCGUUUUUGCACAUACCCCAGCUGAUGCCUCCGUGCUCCAGCCCGGUCCACCUCCACCCACGCCGGGUGCCUGUGGUGAUGCAGCCUAUGCCGCUGGUCUACCCUGGAGUAGGAUCGCUGGGAAACAGCAGGCUCAUGAUGCCGCUGCUGGAGGAAAACAGGAUGCACAGGAAAGUCACACACCGAAUCGCAGAUGGACUGUCGCCUCGGCGAUCUUUGAGUGACAGCGAGGAUGAUGACCUGCCCAACGUGACCUUGGAGAGUGUGAAUGAAACAGGAUCCACUGCCCUGACUAUCGCCCGUGCUGUGCAAGAUUCCCUGUUGCCGUUCAGCAUUGAAAGCCUGCGGAGGCCCAGGCCCUCAGAGUCACCUGACUCAAAGAGGAGACGCAUUCACAGGUGUGAGUUUGAGGGCUGUAAUAAGGUUUACACCAAGAGCUCUCAUCUUAAAGCCCACAGACGCACACACACAGGUGAAAAGCCAUACAAGUGUACGUGGGAUAACUGCACAUGGAAGUUCGCUCGCUCGGACGAGCUGACACGACAUUACCGCAAACACACCGGUGUCAAACCGUUCAAAUGCAGCGACUGUGACCGCAGCUUCUCCCGCUCGGACCACCUCGCCCUCCACCGUCGCAGACAUGCCCCCCAAACAUGCAUAGUGUGACAGAUGUUUGAUGGACAAUAUAAGCAGACAGAGCAGGUCUCUAUCUGCCAGUGUCGCAUGCAGAAGGUCUGGUAUUACUCCUCCCAAAACAAUAAUGAGGUGAAAGACAUGGGGAUUUGACAGGAAUGACAGAUGGAAGAUGAGGUCCAUGUAUUAUGAGAUUCAUCUGCAUUAAUCCACAUUUCCUCAUAUGGUUUAUCCCCAGCACUUUUAUGUGAGGUUUAUUCUUAAAUGUGGGAGCCUCAGUUUGUACUAUUAAAAGCCAUGUGCUGUUAAAGAUGCUGUCUACGAUUUUUAUACAUAAAUACUAUAGAUACAGUGUAGUAGCCAAUAGUGGAGUUAGUACCUCUCUGUGUACGUGUAAUUCAAGCUUUUCUGUUCGGUUUUUCGGUAGUCGGGACCAGAGCUUGCGCUAGACUUCAACAUUGUCAACGGACAGGGUCGUAAAAAUUCCAUCAUAAUCUAUUAUUACCCGUCAUUUUAAUUUUCAUAUUUGAAUUAGAAUAACACAUUUAAUUGCUUUUAUUUUUGUUCACAUUUUCGCUUUUACGCAUGAACAUACAGUACAGCGCAGUGUUUAAAAACAACAAAAUUUGCUUGGGCUGGGUAAAAAAAAAAAUAAAAUAAAAAGUUUUCGAUUUUAAUAGAUUCUCAUUUUAAUGAACCGACAUCCAUUCUUAAAUUGCACUCAAUCUCUUGGUCAAUGCUGUUUUCAGCUGAUGAAUGAACAGUACAUAGUGCGUCUUCCUUCCAAUAAAUAGCAAAUUUCGAAUUCUUUCCAUUUCCUUAGGAAUGCUUACUUUGUCACUUGACAUUGUCAAAAGCCAAAGGUAUCUUUAUAGCCAUAUUAUUCAACGCCGAAGUAAGCCUAUGGGCGAGACUUCCGGUUUAUUAGCCGCUAUAGGAACGUAAAGAGAAGAACAACAUGCAGUAAACAGUAAAACUGUUUGCACUACAAACUAUUGUGAUCCUAAAUAAGAUAAUACAUUAAAUAAUAUUAUUAGACUCACAAAUUUGCAAUAUCAAGCAGCAAAACGGCUGUUUUGUACAGCUAAAAAUAGCUGGACUCCGAUGAGACCAGAAUGUGUUGCACGUAGGGGCGUGGCCGAACGGAGGGCGGGGGUGUGGCCGAAGCACACGUGUGUUUAGUUCUGAUAUGCGUUUCUUGUAUGCGACAUCUAGUGGUUGAAAAAUCGUAUACAGCACCUUUAAACGCAUUUGAUUCUCCAAACCUUCAGGUUUGCUUCAGGUUUACUCAUGGAAUGGAGUUACCAUUUUUCAUAUCACAAUAGUUUUAAAAUAUUUAGAAUUCAUUUUGUAAUACUUAUUUUGUCUAAAAAGGAUCGCAGAGGAGCCUAAAUCUGUUCAGUGCAAGCUUUGGUUAUGCAUUUAGCAAAUAAGUCACUUUGGGGGAAAAAAAAAAAAAAAAAUUUACAAUUUGCAGGGUAGUAAUGGCAUGGCUGUCACUGUGUAGAACUGAGUAGGUAGACUACAAAUGUAUUUCCAGAUAAAAAGACAAGCGCACAUACACAAAACAAAGAAACUACGACAAACAAACAUAAAACAAGACAUUAUCACAAUGCAUUCACAUUCUAGCUUCAAGUUCUGCAUGGGCUCCAGUUAUCACUUUAUUAUGGAAUCUGAAGUUGUUGUUUUUAUAUAUAACUGAAUGUGAGGAGACGGCCGUACCAUUGUGUAGUGUUCAGUCCUCCCGGGACUCUCUUACAACGUUUUCAACUUUCUUUGCAUCAUUUGUGCACAAAACUA
This is a messenger RNA of Labeo rohita (rohu), 3084 nucleotides long. RefSeq names its product Kruppel-like factor 12a (gene klf12a). The coding region runs from base 211 to 1317 and encodes 368 amino acids. Lineage: Eukaryota; Metazoa; Chordata; Actinopteri; Cypriniformes; Cyprinidae. Gene Ontology annotation, molecular function: RNA polymerase II cis-regulatory region sequence-specific DNA binding; DNA-binding transcription factor activity, RNA polymerase II-specific. The transcript has 6 exons. The record is from RefSeq and is a predicted model, not a curated record. Gene Ontology annotation, biological process: regulation of transcription by RNA polymerase II.